Molecule: messenger RNA, 1958 nt
Organism: Ceratotherium simum simum (southern white rhinoceros)
Lineage: Eukaryota; Metazoa; Chordata; Mammalia; Perissodactyla; Rhinocerotidae
Source: RefSeq, a predicted model, not a curated record
ACAUAGAAAAUGGUUAAUGAUAAAUCCCCUAAUUGUUGGUGUUUGGGUGGGGGUUGUGGGGAAGAGCUUAGGGGGGCAAACCUGCAUUAUUCUGGUGUUGCUUUGUUUUGCUCCUGAUUUUUUACUUUUUUAUUGGAAAUAUGUGCCUGUUUCUAUGAUUGAAGUUUAAACCAGUUAUUCAGAAUUUUGAACCGUAGAAUGGAGGCCUAGUGUCCAUCGUAAAGUGAAUAGUAAUUUUGAGUACCUACGUUUUCUCCUCACAGGACAGGGUCUGUAUUGUAUUUUGUCUCUACUUAGAUAUUCAGUUCCUUCUAGACCCUUGACCUUUUCUAAGCCACAAAGCCCAACUAGUUCAGAUCUGUAAGCUGCAAGAAUAAACCUAGGAUCUGCUACGAUGGCGUCCGAUGACUUUGAUAUAGUGAUUGAGGCCAUGCUGGAGGCUCCCUAUAAAAAAGAGGAGACCCCACAGGAUGAGCAGCAAAGGAAAGAGGUUAAAAAGGACAGCCCUAGCAAUACCACCAAUAGCACCAGCAGCACUGGCAACAGUGGCAAUGCUACCAGUGGGAGCAGCGCCAGUGGGGAGGCAAGCAAGAAGAGGAGGAGUCGGAGCCAUAGUAAAAGCAGGGACAGAAAGCGCAGUCGUAGUCGAGACCGGGAUCGGCAUAGGCGGAGAAGCAGUCGGAGCUGGAGUCGAGAUCGGCAGCGUCGUCACCGCAGCCGUAGCUGGGAUCGUCGACGUAGUAGUGAGUCACGGAGUUGGGACCGGCGUCGUGAGGAUCGUGUGCGCUACAGGAGCCCACCACUUGCCCCUGGGCGUAGGUACGGACAAAGUAAAAGUCCUCAUUUCAGAGAGAAGAGCCCAGUCAGGGAGCCAGUUGAUAAUUUGAGUCCCGAGGAGCGUGACGCCCGCACAGUUUUCUGUAUGCAGUUAGCUGCCCGCAUUCGGCCUCGAGACCUGGAGGACUUUUUCUCUGCUGUUGGCAAGGUUCGUGAUGUACGUAUCAUCUCAGAUCGGAACUCACGUCGUUCUAAGGGCAUCGCCUAUGUGGAAUUCUGUGAAAUCCAGUCUGUGCCACUGGCCAUUGGGCUGACCGGGCAGCGCCUGUUGGGAGUGCCUAUCAUUGUACAGGCUUCACAGGCUGAGAAAAACCGACUGGCAGCCAUGGCCAACAACCUGCAGAAGGGCAGUGGUGGGCCAAUGCGCCUCUAUGUGGGCUCCUUGCACUUUAAUAUCACCGAGGACAUGCUCCGGGGCAUCUUUGAGCCUUUUGGCAAAAUUGAUAAUAUUGUCCUGAUGAAGGACUCAGAUACGGGCCGCUCUAAAGGUUAUGGUUUCAUUACGUUCUCUGACUCCGAGUGUGCCCGGCGGGCCUUGGAACAGUUGAAUGGCUUUGAGCUUGCUGGUCGACCUAUGAGGGUUGGCCAUGUGACUGAGCGACCGGAUGGUAACACAGACAUCACUUUUCCUGAUGGAGACCAGGAGCUGGAUCUGGGAUCAGCAGGUGGCCGUUUGCAGCUCAUGGCCAAAUUGGCAGAAGGGUCUGGAAUCCAGCUGCCAACCACAGCUGCUGCUGCUGCCGCCCAAGCUGCUGCCUUGCAACUGAAUGGAGCAGUUCCCUUGGGGGCCCUGAACCCAGCGGCUCUGACUGCUCUGACUCCGGCUCUGAACCUUGCCUCCCAGGCCAUCGCCUCGCAGUGCUUCCAGCUUUCCAGCCUCUUUACCCCCCAGACCAUGUAAAUCAGUGGUGCAGUACACUGCCUCCCUGUGCCUCUGGGUCCUGCCACUCCCUUCUCCACAUCUACUCUUCCAUGGCCUCUUUUCUUCAUUUUGUGGACCACGCCAUCCUAAGGGCAUGGGCAUUGACUCUCGGGGAAUUGAGGCCACCCUUAGACACCAAGAAGAACUCCUGCCCAUGGCCCUACUGGGAAUGGACUCUGCUGAGCAAAGCUGCUGGUCA